AUGGCCGUAUUCGUGGAUUUGGGUGAGGAUGACGGCGAACCUCCUCACCAAGACCAUUUGCCGCCGUGGAGCGGCCCGGUCGACGCCAUCAAACCGAUGGCCGCGAUGGGCGCAGGCCGAAGUCUGUCCGGCGAUGGUGCCGGAAGCACCAUCGGCCAUUCUGGAGAAAUGGAACGCGAGGAGGAACCUGGGUCCGCCGCGAGGGAGAACCCGAAUCUGAACAUCGUGACGCAGGCCCUUGGAUUGUACCCCAUCGUCAUGUCGGUAGCCUCCUCGAUCGACCUCAACACCCUCGACAACAUGUCACGAACGUGUCGCCAGAUCCGCGAUGGCCUGUUGCAGUACCGCAAAGUGUUGAUUGCAUCAACGCUGCGCUGCAUCAAUGACGCCCUCCCCGUUGACCCCGAGGAGACGUUGCGGUACCGCGCUCGCGCCGGUAACUGGUAUUACAUGCAAGACGCAGGCCGGGGCAACUACAACGGGAAGUCGGGCCGUAUCUGGAAAUGGCGCAACCAGUACACUGAAGUACUCGGCGGCCUCGGCAUCGGAAUCGGAGAAGAUGGCGAUGCCGAAGAUGCCAGAGAGGCGGAGUAUUUUCAGAAUGCUACGAGCACACCACACAGCGGCGCAAGCAGUAGCAACAGCCCCUCGCCCCUCGCUCCGCCGUGGGCUACCGCGGCUGGCGCUGGGAGUAGUAGCGCUAGCCUCAGUAGCCUGGUCAGCUCCCCGGGCGGGUCGGGUACCUUGGAUCCUAGGACACCGAGUCCGGCAUUGAAGCCCGGAUAUGAGAGACAUGAGGUUGAAGGCAUUGGUGGUGUGAUGAAGAAAAUGCGGGUGCGAAUGGUGAAGGUCGGUGCGUGUGUGCCCGAGUGGGAGGAUGAGAGAGCAAAAUCCGAGGUCCUUGCCAGGGAGGUGCAUGGUAAACGAAGGAGUUGGUGCGGGUGGUGCAGGAGGGUGAUUCCGUCGACGGUGGAUUACGAGGCGGAUAGACAUCCCGAAGGCGCGGGGAAGGGAAAAGAGAAAGAUGAAUAA
Dichotomopilus funicola is the source of this 1032-nucleotide messenger RNA. RefSeq lists its product as uncharacterized. Bases 1 to 1032 code for a protein of 343 amino acids. The record is from RefSeq and is a predicted model, not a curated record. NCBI's taxonomy places the organism in Eukaryota, Fungi, Ascomycota, Sordariomycetes, Sordariales, Chaetomiaceae. The transcript has 4 exons.